This is a messenger RNA of Aspergillus uvarum CBS 121591, 1575 nucleotides long. RefSeq names its product kinase-like protein. Gene Ontology annotation, molecular function: protein serine/threonine kinase activity; ATP binding. The transcript has a single exon. Gene Ontology annotation, biological process: intracellular signal transduction; intracellular monoatomic cation homeostasis; protein phosphorylation. NCBI's taxonomy places the organism in Eukaryota, Fungi, Ascomycota, Eurotiomycetes, Eurotiales, Aspergillaceae. The coding region runs from base 346 to 1410 and encodes 354 amino acids. The record is from RefSeq and is a predicted model, not a curated record.
CCAGACUUGGCCGGGAAAAAUCCCUCGUACAGCAAGCAACAAUUUCAACAUGAACACCAACCAACACCUUCAAGCUUCCGUGUCAGUGUAGCUCACCAGUCCAAUCCCGCGUGCAAUCCAGGCACCAGCAAUGCUUAGCUCCAGAUCUCAAGCUGUCACCCACUCGAUGCUGCGUCAAUUACCCGAGGCGAAUGAUGAUCUAGGCGCCGGGCCUCAUGAUGGCAGUUCAUAAGGGGCCUCCUUGCCUCUGACAUUCCGAAGGUUUGGUCUCCUCGAGAGGACUCCCCCUUCACCUUGGCUAUUCUUCUAAGACAAUAAUCUUUCAUUUCCUCACCAUCAGACAGGAUGACUCUAAUAGGCCCCUAUCAAUUUCAGUACCAGCCUCUAUGCAGUGAGCCGCCGCCACCGUAUACACCAUCCCAAACCCCCUCAUACAGCCCACAGUCACCACAUCCCAGCAAGCACCUCCACGCACUCCCGGACUCAAUUUCUUCUUUCUUGUCCUGUGAACAGACACCCCCACAUCUGUCCCGCUCGACCAUCUCCAGAUACGGCCGUUACCUCACCACCCUGCGCCACAGCGCCAACAGCACCACCUACCUUUACCGACUCUCUCCACGCUCUCCAGCCAACAGCAAACCCAGGAUUUACGCCGUCAAGAUCAUCCCCCCAUCCUCUCAGCCCCUUUCUUCUACCCACUCCUCCAAAAACAACGCAGUAAACAGCAACACCAUCAACCACCCCAACGUCCUCCUCCCAUUCCUGCCCGCAAUCAUCGACGAUGCGGGCAAUCACCAUCUGAUCACCCCCUACUGCACAGGGGGUACUCUCCAGGAAGUGGUCGCAUCUACAACGCAGCUCCCUCCUGCAGAAGCCAAUUGCUUCUUCAAACAACUUCUCCGAGGGGUCGCAUAUCUCCACAACCACCCCGACCUUCGAUCUCACCUCGAACAGACUCACAAUGGACCCCAUUGGACGAGCUUAAAUCUCAACCCACAGGACAUCCUUCUCGCUGGAGAAGGAACCGUGCGAAUCAAAAUCCGGGCAUUCUUCCCCUCGUCUGCUGCAACCCCUCGCCUCCACGCAGCGGGCAGCAGUCCAUACUAUGCGCCAGAGGUAUACCGCCUUCUCAACACCACGACCACCGCCACCAGCAUCACCGAAAUCGACCCCAAGGCCCUCGACGCCUGGGCCCUCGGCAUGAUCUACCUAUUUAUGCGCAGGGGCCGUCCAGCCUGGAUCGUGGCCCAGUCGGAAGAGGAUCGGAUUUAUGCCCGAUAUGCAAGGGAAAGAGUGCAGGAGGGGGGAUUUGCCUUGAUCGAGGGCUUGGGGCCUGUAAGUGUCACGUUGAUCCCCUUUCCUUCUUGUCCUUGUCCAUCACGAGGAUGCCAUCUUAUGGGUAUGUAUUGAUCAAAACCGGCUAUGCCCCCUUCAGGAACCAUGUCGAAACGUCAUCUACGCCAUGUUGGAUCCCAGGCCCCUUCGUCGGUUGACGAUUCAUCAAGCCUUGCGGUCAGAAUGGGCAUACGGAGUUGCAGUCUGUGAAGCUAGUGAAGAGAGCGACCUCGACCGUGG